AUGUAUAAUGGCAUCGGACUCCUGACCGCACGAGGGUCGGGCACCAGUGGGUAUGUCACGAACAACAAGUUCAACCUGCGAGGGAAUGCCUUCCAGCGCCGGGACGAACAGCGAGAGGAGCGAGGCCCAGACCAACGGCAGCCCAAUGCAGGCAUCCUUGAGCACAACAAGAAGCGGGCGGUCGAGCUGGAGGUGGAGGUCAUGCGUGCUCAGCUAGAGGACGACGGCACGCCCGAGGACGAGGUGGAGGAGAAGCUCAAUGCCUACCGGAGCCAGCUCCUUGCAAAGCUCAAGGAGGAAGCUAGCGCUGUAGCCCUACAACACAAGGAUGAACAGCUGAAGCAGGAGACGCACCAGAUAGCAGCCAGGAAGGUGGAGCAGAUGGGUCGCUUGCGAGGCGCUUUUGGCAUCGGGGAGACCAAGGAGGGCGACGCGUUCGACAGGGAGCUGCAGGACCGUCGGCGCCAGGAGAAGAUCGCCGAGAGGGAGAAUCGCGAGCAGGAGCGGAGGAAAGCUGCCAAGCGUGCCGAGAAGGAGAAGCGGCGGGCGGAGCGCGAACGUGAACGCGAGGCCAAGUCCACAGCCAAGGCAGCAAAGAAGGCCGCCAAGCAGACCAUCAAGGAUGCCAAGAAGGCUGCAGAAGAGGCAGAGGCAGCACGCCUGGUACGCUGA
Molecule: messenger RNA, 672 nt
Organism: Auxenochlorella protothecoides
Lineage: Eukaryota; Viridiplantae; Chlorophyta; Trebouxiophyceae; Chlorellales; Chlorellaceae
Product: Pre-mRNA-splicing factor CWC21
Exons: 6
Coding region: 1-672 (223 amino acids)
Source: RefSeq, a predicted model, not a curated record